UCCACGGACAGAUGCGGGAACUGCAGGUAGCGGGAAAAAAACCCAAGACAGAGCUGGCCUCCCGCGCAGAAUUACUGCACUGCCCCCGACAUCAAUCUCACGGGGGAAACCUGCCGCCGGCAACUCAUAUUCUCGGUCCGCCGCCGGCUUCCCAUCUGCUCCCCCGCGCAGCUCGCGGGCAAGGAGGGGUUCGAUCCAAUCUUUCUUUCCACUUCCUCCUGAGUCCUGAACUACCAACGCGGCUGUAAAUCUCUGCCAUCGCCGUCCGCGUUCUUCCUCAUCGCAACAUCGUGCCCCUCCGCAAUAUUUGCCCAGUGGGUUCUAAGGUCAAAGACCAGAGUAUAAAAUAAAGGUGGGUUACUGUUAAUAUUUCAUAGAAUGGAGUCCUUGUGGAAGCUGUCCUAUUUGCUUGAGCCGGCGUCACUUGCUCUCAUCGUGACGGCUGUUUCAGUUGCCUAUGCAUCAGCGUCUCGUGCUCUGUACCAUGGCAAGGAGAUGGAGAGGAACUUGGACUUCUCGGAGGCCUCCAUCACACUUGAUCGGUCGCAGGCUCUCAUGAUCCCCCUUGCAAGCUCAUGCAGCCUACUGCUGAUGUUCUAUCUGUUUUCAUCUGUAUCGCACCUCGUCACCGCGUUUACCGCCGGAGCCUCUGUGAUGGCGCUCUUCUUCUGUCUGUCUCCAUCUAUUGCCUACGCCAAGUCGCAGCUCAAUCUAAUGGAUCCUUUCGUGUCAAGGUGCUGUUCCAAGUCAUUUACCCGGUUGCAAGGAUUGCUAUUGACUUUCUGCAUAAGCACGGUGGCAGUGUGGCUGGUAACAGGGCAUUGGUUGCUAAAUAAUGUACUUGGGAUUUCCAUAUGCAUAGCAUUUGUCAGUCAUGUGAGGCUUCCCAACAUAAAGAUUUGUUCGUUGCUUCUCGUGUGUCUGUUUGUCUAUGAUGUUUUCUGGGUCUUCUUCUCCGAGAGGUUUUUCGGAGCAAAUGUUAUGGUCUCUGUUGCCACUCAGAAGGCAUCUAACCCAGUUCACACAGUAGCAAACAAGCUUAGCCUGCCUGGGUUGCAGUUGAUUACGAAGAAGAUAGAGCUUCCGGUGAAGCUUGUCUUCCCUAGGAAUUUGUUGGGCGGGAUUGUUCCAGGAAGCACUCCUGGUGACUACAUGAUGCUUGGCCUUGGAGACAUGGCCAUCCCAGGGAUGCUUCUAGCUCUUGUACUCUCUUUCGAUCAUCGCAAGAGCAAAGGUGUGGCUGUUCCAUCAGACUUGUCUCCCUCCUCAAAGUGGCGAAAAUAUGUAUGGUUUGCGCUAACAGGUUAUGGUGUUGGCUUGGUAACUGCAUUGGCAGCUGGGAUCUUGUCUCAGUCGCCCCAGCCUGCUCUACUCUACCUGGUGCCCUCGACACUCGGGCCCAUCGUGUACCUGUCAUGGUUGAGGAAUGAUCUGUGGGAGCUGUGGGAAGGAUCUGGCACAAUUGUGAACGAGAAAGCUCAUUUGCUGGAAGUCUGAGAUGAUCCAACAUGGCCAUAAAAAUCACAACCUCCUGUGAUGUAAUCUAGUAAAAAAAAUCUGCUCCAAGCUUCUCAUUCUGCAGGAGAAUAUUUAUAAGAUAGUUUGGCCUUAGUAAUCUAAGCCUUUUACCAUGUUCUCACAAGAGGAAACAAUAUGUAAUUUAUCUGUAAUGGAAAGUGUUACUCCGUAUUAUAUUUGGUGAAAUUUUUUAUUCUCUCUUGCUCGAA
Messenger RNA from Triticum dicoccoides, 1727 nucleotides. Its product is annotated as signal peptide peptidase-like 1. The record is from RefSeq and is a predicted model, not a curated record. Gene Ontology annotation, cellular component: lumenal side of endoplasmic reticulum membrane; cytoplasmic side of endoplasmic reticulum membrane; Golgi-associated vesicle membrane. The transcript has 4 exons. Bases 379 to 1497 code for a protein of 372 amino acids. Gene Ontology annotation, biological process: membrane protein proteolysis. Gene Ontology annotation, molecular function: aspartic endopeptidase activity, intramembrane cleaving. Lineage: Eukaryota; Viridiplantae; Streptophyta; Magnoliopsida; Poales; Poaceae.